ACAGUAGAUUUUAGUGCGAGUGGGAGAUGUUGAUGUUCAAAUGCUGGAGAGUUUUGGAGGCCACCGGUGAUUCUGUAUUCAGUGGGUGCGGAGUGUCGGCUGCAAGGCCACGGUGGUGAGGAAGUGAGAAUCAUAUAGCUAUGACAAUCACGAAGUUAAAGCAGUAGACAGAAGGCUCUUCAUCCUAGUGGAACCAACACUGAAUAAUUGGUGUGCACCCAACAACCGCCAUUGACAUUCGCUACUUCCACGAGUCAUUUUGAACGACAGAACGCAAAGCAGAUACUACUACAUAUGUUUGACGGCACGGCUCCCAACGUUGUUACCCCUGACGCCAUGCCUGAGGCACGGAGGUACAGCAUGCUGGAGCAGGCGAUAGCGAUGGCGGGAGCGCUGUCGGACGAGCCUGACUUCUCCACCUUCGAAAACAAGACGGGCCUGGCGGAGGAUAUGAAAUUCUUGGCCUCUAUGCCUGAAUUAUGUGACGUCACUUUUCUCGUAGGGGAUACGCGGGAGCCGGUGUGCGCCGUAAAGGCUGUACUAGCGGCCCGCAGCAGGGUGUUUCACAAGCUGCUCUAUAACUCCUACUCACCGCAGAAGAAGAAGGAACCCAUGAGCCGAGAGAAGAAGAUCAAACUCUUCCUGAAGCGGUCAUCUGAGCCUCUCAUGAACCUGCAAGGACAGCAGCAAGGGAGGCAGGGGCGCUCCGGAUACACUCACAAACUGGACACCAUCCCGGAGCCCCAAGGCAACGUGCACCAAACACUGAUUGUUGAAGAAUUUGAACCAGAUGUCUUCAGGCAAUUAAUUGAAUACAUCCACACUGGAUGUGUAACACUCCAGCCACGUACUUUAUUAGGCUUAAUGAAUGCAGCAGACUACUAUGGGCUGGAUGAGCUGAGGAAAGGUUGUUCAGGAUUUGUGCAAUGUUGUAUCAAUGUGGACACAGUGUGUGCUUUGCUAGCCUCUGCAGAGCGUUACAUCCAAUACAAGUGUACGAAGUCCAUGGUGCAGAAGGUGCUGGAAUUCGUUGAUGAACAUGGCAACGAAGUUCUCAAUCUGGGUUCAUUUACAUUACUGCCACAGCACGUAGUGAGACUCAUCAUGGCAAGGGAGGAAUUGCGUGCUGACGAGUUCACCAAGUUUCAGGCGGGUCUCAUGUGGUCAAAAAAACAUUGCGACAAUCAACCCAACACAGACCUCAAGGAGGUUAUCGGCAAUUUCCUAGAAUUCAUCCAAUUCUACAAAAUACCGGCUAACAUCCUCAUGAAAGAGAUCCACCCACUUGGCCUUGUCCCCUACCAUAUCAUCAUGAAUGCACUGGCAUAUCAGACUCGGCCAGCCACUCCGAGUCCUGUCUGAAGACAAGAGCCUUCUGACCCCUGUUGACGGCUCCUCCCGCAGGCAGACCCAAGCAGCGUGGACCCAGCAAAGCUCUCCCCCAACAGGAGACGCCCCCAGGACAACUCAAUGUCGGUGCAAAGUUCCCUCGACCCACUUGGCUCCAGUACCACGCUCUCAUCUUCUGCAUCCUCCGAGAUGGAAUCUGGGAGGCACUCAUCUGAAGGAGCUACAGGUGCAGGAUGCAUGUCUCAUGGUCAUGUCCGGGAGAUGUAAGAAACAUCCUGAGGAAUGUGAUCUAAAAAGCCUCUAAAGCACUUGGCCUUAACCCUAAGUGGCCCCUUAUAUUUCUCAACCAUGAGUCUGAAGAAAGAUAUUUUCAUGAAGUAGCAUUCAGAGUUAGUGAUGACUGUAAUAUUUUCUUUCAUACUUACAUAUAAAACACAUUGAUGUUUUAAGAAGUAAAUGAAACCAGAAAGAGAUAGACCUCAAACACAUUCUGUUCGAAACUAAAAUCUUAAAUCAGGUUUAAAUAGUUCCAACAACUUUGUUAUUAAUUACAAUUUGUGAGGAUUUAGUUAACAAAUGGUAGAAUAUUUUUAUACAUCAUCAUAACAAAGAGAAAUUAUCUUUACAACAAUAUAUGGAAAAUCUCUAGUUUUUUGUUAUCUACUUCUCACUCUUGAUACAGAUGAAAGAAGCCAUGCUCUAUUCACUUAUGAUUCCACAUAUAUCAUGAACAACUACCUAUAUAAUGUAAAGUCAUUGGUAAUGAUAAAUUAAUCUCCACUUCAUCGGAUGCUUUCUGCUGCAAAUUAGAUCACUAGCCAGAAUGGAUCUGAAAUUAUGAUUUUCUUCCUAUAUAAUAAAUAAGUAGCAGUAAUAAGAGAUUCAUCCCAAAAGAUAAUUCAAUGAGUGAUGACAAUGUAUUGAUUCUUGUAUUGAUGUAAUCAUAAAAACAUUUUCAAAUAAAUGAGCACCUACUAAAUGAAGGCAGUGUGAAUGGAUGUUCAAGGUGGUAUCACUUACUAACUUCUCCUAAUUGCAAGAAGAUUUAUGAUAAAUAUCUGUUAUAUUAUAUUCUAUCUUAUAUGAUGGCUUUAUCAAACUAGUCACAAUUUACAAAACUUUUAAAUCAAAGGGACUAACAGUGAAUGUCGGAGCUAAAAAAGACUACAGAAUGACUUGCAAAGGAAAUGUCACCAGGUAAGGAUAUGCUAUAAUGUCUCCCCACUAGGCACUCAAUAGAACCCCCAAGAAAUUUAUCUGAAGGCAGGAUAAAUUGUUACCCAUCGGAAAGUCUUUCAUGAGCUGGGGAUCAAACAGAACAUAAGGUCAGCGCCUUAGACAUCAGAACCAUAACAACUGUCAGGUCUCAAGGUCAUUUUUGGGUCCUUGUACUCCUGAUCACUACAUGGCUUCCUCCCUCCAUUUAUAUCAACUUCCAGUGUUCUAGUUUCCCUUAUAUCAUGACCAGAGUACAGUAGUUUUCUUUAAUGUCAAGCUUCUUUGGAUAAAAAGCAAGGGUAAUUCUCACACACAGACAUACAAACACAAACUGCAUAAGUAUAUUAUACCAUUUCACCAUACCAUACAUAUUACUUAAUGGGUAUCUUAACUACUUGUCACCAAUGCCAUGCUCCCCCUUGGCUAUCUAUUGAAAUUUGUCUGAAGGAAGAAUAAAUCUUGAGCCAUGAGAGACUUUUGCUAGGGGUUCAGGAUUGAAUCUCAGUCCAAGAGAUCAGAAAGGCAGCACUUUAAACAUAAUGAUCGUCAGGUCCCAUGGUUGUUUGAGUGCCUUUGUACUCAUGGUCACUGCAAUACAAGCUUAAAGUUCAGCUCAAAGUACAUCAGACUGAUUUCAUCCAUUAUAAAUAAUGUUAUGAAAUACAGGAAUGAUGCUAAAUAUGUAUGAUUUCUCCAGAAAGUUCUCAAACUAUUUCCCUUGAUGGAAGUGAAAAUUAUUACUUCAUGCUUUAUCAGCUUAAAAUGAUUGGAAUGUCUGGUCGUGAUGAUGGACUUUAAAGCCACAACACUUUAACAUAGUGUGCAUUCUUCACUUGUAGUUGAGCAAACUAUGUUGAAAUACAAUUCCAAAACCUCCACACAUGACGAAUUGUUUCAAAAUUCUUCAUUGAUAUAUCUAAGAAUGCAUGAUGCUUACAUGGUUUGAUGAAUUUCUGGUUAGUGUGUAAAGUAUACAACCAUGAAAAGUAGAAAACAGCAAGAGAUGCAAGGUUGUUAUGAUUAAAAUAAAAUUACUUAAAUCAA
Scylla paramamosain (green mud crab) is the source of this 3612-nucleotide messenger RNA. It is a transcript of the gene gprs, whose product is annotated as serine-enriched protein-like. Gene Ontology annotation, molecular function: protein binding. Bases 295 to 1362 code for a protein of 355 amino acids. The record is from RefSeq and is a predicted model, not a curated record. The transcript has 10 exons. Lineage: Eukaryota; Metazoa; Arthropoda; Malacostraca; Decapoda; Portunidae.